This is a messenger RNA of Galleria mellonella (greater wax moth), 2992 nucleotides long. RefSeq names its product T-complex protein 1 subunit alpha (gene CCT1). NCBI's taxonomy places the organism in Eukaryota, Metazoa, Arthropoda, Insecta, Lepidoptera, Pyralidae. Gene Ontology annotation, molecular function: ATP hydrolysis activity; ATP-dependent protein folding chaperone; ATP binding. The coding region runs from base 101 to 1768 and encodes 555 amino acids. The record is from RefSeq and is a predicted model, not a curated record. Gene Ontology annotation, biological process: protein folding. The transcript is spliced from 10 exons. Gene Ontology annotation, cellular component: chaperonin-containing T-complex.
UUUGAUUUUGGCAACACUGUUAUAAAUUCGAGAAACAAAAAAGUGUGACGGCCGAUAAUUUUGUGAAUAUUGUGCUUAAUUUACAAAAUAUAUAUUAAAAAUGUCGACGCUUGCAGCACCCUUAUCAGUAGCGGGGACCCGAUCUUCAGGGGCUCCGGUUAGAACCCAGAAUGUGAUGGCUGCAGCAGCAAUUGCCAACAUAGUAAAGAGUUCCCUGGGCCCAGUUGGACUGGAUAAGAUGCUGGUUGAUGAUAUCGGUGAAGUCACAGUCACAAAUGAUGGGGCAACUAUACUCAAAAUGCUGGAAGUGGAGCAUCCUGCAGCCAAAGUGCUUGUAGAACUGGCACAGCUUCAGGAUGAGGAAGUUGGUGAUGGGACCACAUCAGUCGUUAUUAUUGCCGCUGAAUUACUUAAGAAUGCUGAUGAGCUGGUAAAAAACAAAAUCCAUCCAACCAGCAUUAUUUCUGGCUAUCGUCUAGCGUGUAAGGAGGCUGUGAAGUAUAUUCAAGAUAACCUCACAGUAACCCUAGAAUCCCUCGGCAGACCGUCCAUCAUCAACGCUGCAAAGACGACCAUGUCUUCUAAACUUAUUGGAGCUGAUGCAGAUUUUUUCUCUGAAAUAAUAGUGGAUGCAGCACAAGCUAUCAAAAUCACAGAUUCCAAAGGAAACGCUCAAUAUCCCAUCAAAGCAGUGAAUAUACUCAAGGCGCACGGCCGAAGCGCACGGGAGAGUGUCCUUGUGAAGGGAUACGCUUUGAACUGCACAGUAGCAUCCCAGGCCAUGCCUAAGAAGAUUCUUAACGCGAAGAUUGCGUGUUUAGACUUCUCAUUGCAGAAAACCAAGAUGAAGAUGGGUGUACAGGUGCUGGUCACUGACCCCGAAAAACUAGAAGCGAUCCGAGCCAGAGAGCUAGACAUCACUAAGGAGCGUCUCCAGAAGAUCUUAUCCACUGGAGUGAACGUCAUACUCUGCAGUGGUGGAAUCGAUGAUCUCUGCCUCAAGUACUUUGUUGAGGCUGGUGCUAUGGGCGUCAGACGGUGCAAGAAGGCCGACCUCAAAAGGAUUGCGAAAGCCACCGGCGCUACGUUCCUAACGUCACUUACCAAUAUGGAGGGAGAGGAAGUCUUUGAGCCAAGCAUGAUUGGUGAGGCUGCUGAGGUGGUGCAGGAACAGAUUUGUGAUGAUCAACUCAUCUUAAUCAAGGGGCCGAGCGCGCGGUCGGCGGCGUCGCUGAUCCUGCGCGGGCCGACGGACGCGUACUGCGACGAGAUGGAGCGGUCGGCGCACGACGCGCUGUGCGCCGUGCGCCGCGUGCUGGAGUCGGGCCGCCUGGCGCCCGGCGGCGGCGCCGUCGAGGCCGCGCUCUCCAUCUACCUGGAGAACUUCGCCACCACGCUGAGCUCCCGGGAACAGUUGGCCAUAGCAGCAUUUGCUCAGUCUCUGCUGGUGAUCCCGAAGACACUGUCAGUAAACGCGGCCCGGGACGCCACAGACCUGGUGGCUAAACUACGCGCCUAUCACAACUCUUCGCAAACUAAGGUCGAACAUGCAAACCUGAAAUGGGUGGGUCUAGACCUCACAGAAGGUACCCUGCGCGACAACCUAGCCGCCGGUGUGCUGGAGCCCGCGAUCUCCAAGAUAAAGUCCCUCAAGUUCGCAACAGAAGCGGCCAUCACAAUCCUGCGCAUCGACGACAUGAUCAAACUAGAUCCGGAACAGAAAGGCAAGAGUUACGAGGACGCAUGCAACGCAGGGGAGUUAGACUAACUAUAGUGCAGUGAACACGGUGCUUCAGUCAUUAUAAGUAACGGCCUCUAAGCAAAAUGUGGAUACCUUAUAUGUCUAACUACAGAUAAAUUUAUUUUGUACGAUUCCCAAAUGGUAAACGCAUUUAGAAAUAUUUUUACAUUUGAGAUUUUAUUAAUAGCUUGAAAAAUGUACCUUGUAACAACGCAAUAUGAUUAAAAUUUCCAGUUACACUGGUGAUAGUAAUAUAAAAAAAUUAUUUAACAAAUCAAGAGACAGUUGUCAAUAUACAUAAGUAAAUCAUUAUCAGAAUCGAUUAUUUAUCAAAGGGCUCAAUAUUGAGUGGUUGGCGAAGAAAUAAGCUGAUUUUCAUUGAGGAUCGUUGGUUACUAAUUGGAUAAUAGUAUUCCCUGCUGUAACUCAGUGUAUCUGUCGGUAUACGCUGUCGGGGCACCAGUGAGAUGAUGACAAAUGAGGAUGAAAGUAGAUCAGUUAGCCCAUAGUGACGAAAUCCACAAGGUUGAACUACGGUGGAUUCCAGAGGGAACCGCGUGGAGGUCGACCUGAUAGGGUAUAUUGAUAGCAAUGGGAAUCCUAUAGGAUCCCCAUUGCUAGUAUUGGGGGUAUACCCCCAUUACUAACAAUCCCUUUCUCCCCUAAUCGGCUCUUAGGACAUUCUAGGUUCAGAAAGCGGUGGUGACACAUAUUUUUAUAAAAUCACCACUCAGAAAAAUUAAAAUUUCAAAGUAACAUUAUUAAACAAAAGAGAUAGCGAUAAUCCAUAUGUUUCGCCAUAUUUUGACAUAUAAAAAUGAAAAAAAAAAAAUUGUAAAAAAAUCCAACUUCAAUCUUCACAAAGUCAUUUCGGGACCAAGGUGGGAAUAAGCUCUAAAGAGAAUUGUUAAAACUCAAAAUUGACAAGAUUUUGGGAAUUAAGAUAAUCUCCUCUUAUCGAAGUUGGUUAAUCAUAUGCCAUAUGGCAUAUUUUACUUUUACAUAAAUGCAUAAAGCUUCAUUCAAAAUUCAAUUAAUUAAUAUAAAAAUAAAAUUCUUUAUAACCUCGUGUAGAUUUUUACUACUAUCCAUAUUUACUUAGAGGCCGUCAAUGUAUUACUAUUUUGCAUUAUGUCACAUUUAGCAAAUGAUUACGCUAACAACAGUUGCAACGUGCUAUGUAUGCAAAAUACCUACUUCAAUUCUGUAUUUUAUUAAAUUUUAUAAGAUUAAAAUACUUUAACACUUAAA